Molecule: messenger RNA, 1078 nt
Organism: Saccostrea cuccullata (small rock oyster)
Lineage: Eukaryota; Metazoa; Mollusca; Bivalvia; Ostreida; Ostreidae
Exons: 2
Coding region: 4-870 (288 amino acids)
Source: RefSeq, a predicted model, not a curated record
AAGAUGUCAAACUUUAAGCCUCACACCACUUCCCAAAGCGAGUUGUGGUCUAUUUACAAUGCCAAACCAAGGUUUCCGACACCUUACCGCCCUGACAGCUCUUUCUCUAUGAAGUCCAAUUCCUCCCGCCCCAGUAGCAGAAGUUCAAGCAUUCAGAAAUGGCACAAAGAUACCGAGGCUGCCUACGACACGGUAAGCCAGAGAAGUCUGCGCUUUGAGAAACAUGUCAAAAAACUUGCUUCCGUCACAACCAAAUUCGAUAGAGAUGCCGAGAGAGCCAGAAAAGAAAGGGAACGUAAGAACAAAGAAGAUAGGGAAAAGGUUUUGAGAGAUUUAAGGGAAAGGAGAAAGGACUUUGCAGUGAGAAAUUAUAAACGUGUUCAUCAACAGUUUGUUUCGCCAAAAGUUUUAGAACAUGAAAGGGAUGAAAGAAACAGUUAUGGCCUUCCUAAAUAUUUAUUGUUUGAUGUCAAGCAUCCAAAAGCCAAACCGAAAUCAGACAAUUCAAAAUCUCAAACUCCAAGAGCUCAAAAACAUUCACAACUUCCUGCCAGUACAAAGAUUGCUCUCAAAACGGACAAGAAAACUCAACAACAGAAAAACUAUACAACCAGCAGGUCGGGCGAUUUUCGAUCUGCAAGUCGACAAAAGGAGUACCAGGAGUUGUACAAGAUUUAUUGUAUCCCUGGCAACAGCAGACUCCGAGACUGGGCCAAAGAGGAGAAUGCUGCUCUUGCAAUAGCAUUCAACAGACGAUCACGACACACAGAAAAACCUAGACCAAGCACUCUACCAUCACUGAGGAUGAAUAUUUACAAUUCCCCGUAUGUUAACAACAACAAAUCACAGAGACUCAUGCCAGUUCAUUGAAGAAGACAACAAUAUAGUCUCUUGAAAGCAUUGAAGACAGCAAAUUAGUCUCUUGAAAAGCAAUGAAGACGGCAAAAUAGUCUCUUGUAAAACAAUGAAGACAGCAAAAUAGUCUCUCAAAAACCAAAAGGUUUAAAAGGGGGACUGAUUUGCAGUACUGAAUUUUUUUUAUUCCUAUUUAUUUUAAAUACGUAAACAAGAUUUCGAU